This is a messenger RNA of Jaminaea rosea, 474 nucleotides long. RefSeq lists its product as hypothetical. Lineage: Eukaryota; Fungi; Basidiomycota; Exobasidiomycetes; Microstromatales. The coding region runs from base 1 to 474 and encodes 157 amino acids. The transcript is spliced from 7 exons. The record is from RefSeq and is a predicted model, not a curated record.
AUGCUCCCCCUGCGCACCCCUCUCCUCUUGCUCGCCCUCCUCGCUGCGACGACUGGGAUUGUCGACGCCGUGCUGUUCAAGAACAUGUCCAUCCUCUGCCCCUUGGAGUUUACGCACUGCGUUCACUUGCCACCCAAGCAGCAGCUUGUCCCUCCCGUCGCGACAAUCGAGAUCAAUGAGCCAGACGAAUUCUUGUCUACAGACCUGAGCCCCCAAGAUGCGAUCGCAGUAUUCCCCUACCGCUCCACAGGCACGGUCCGUUUCCUCUGCUCGGGCGAUCCGGAGAUCGAAGAAUGGCGCCUCUACUUCUCCAAAGUCUGGAGCGGCACCUACGUCACGGCCGGGAUGUCCAAUCGCGGCCGGGGAGGGGUGAGCUUUGAUGAUAAUACCACGGAGAAGAAUCCGGGUGCGGGGCAGACGAUUUCCUCGCAGACGAGGGGAGUCAAUGUCGUUUUCGGAUGUAGGGAGUGGUAG